Molecule: messenger RNA, 2504 nt
Organism: Anolis sagrei ordinatus
Lineage: Eukaryota; Metazoa; Chordata; Lepidosauria; Squamata; Anolidae
Gene: RFX3
Product: regulatory factor X3
Biological process (GO): regulation of transcription by RNA polymerase II
Cellular component (GO): nucleus
Molecular function (GO): RNA polymerase II cis-regulatory region sequence-specific DNA binding; DNA-binding transcription factor activity, RNA polymerase II-specific
Source: RefSeq, a predicted model, not a curated record
CCGUUGCCUUGUGAAUCAAGCGCCAUAGUCACCGUAGUCCUGGCGACUGUUACCCAUCAACAACAACGGCUCCUCUCCUCCUCUUCCACCACCUCCUCCUCCUCCUGCUGCUGUUCCUCCUCACCCCCGUCCUCACCAUCAUCACCCACAACAACAACAACCACCACCACCGCCACCAGCAAGAGCAACACCACCACAGCCCUCCACAGCCCAGAAACAACAAUGCAGACGUCAGAGACUGUGUCGGACACAGGUUCGACAGUGACUUUACAGACUUCUGUAGCUGGUCAAGCAGCUGUGCCUACCCAGGUGGUACAACAGUUACCAGUGCAACAACAGGUUCAGCAAGUACAAACUGUACAACAGGUACAGCAUGUAUACCCAGCCCAAGUACAGUAUGUGGAGGGAAGUGAUACAGUCUACACAAAUGGAGCUAUACGAACAACAACGUAUCCUUACACAGACACUCAGAUGUACAGCCAAAAUACUGGGGGGAAUUACUUCGAUACCCAAGGAAGCUCUGCACAGGUGACAACUGUGGUCUCUUCUCAUAGUAUGGUGGGCACUGGAGGCAUUCAGAUGGGUGUCACUGGAGGACAACUCAUCAGCAGCACUGGAGGUACCUACCUGAUUGGCAAUUCAAUGGAAAACUCUGGCCAUUCAGUGACUCAUACAACCCGAGCCUCCCCAGCUACAAUUGAAAUGGCGAUUGAGACACUGCAAAAGUCUGAUGGUCUGUCCACUCACAGAAGCUCUCUUCUCAACAGCCAUCUCCAGUGGCUUUUAGACAACUAUGAAACAGCAGAAGGAGUGAGUCUCCCCAGAAGCACCCUCUACAACCAUUAUUUGAGACAUUGUCAGGAGCAUAAAUUAGACCCAGUUAAUGCUGCCUCUUUUGGAAAACUAAUAAGAUCAAUUUUCAUGGGCCUACGGACCAGAAGAUUGGGAACCAGGGGGAAUUCCAAAUAUCAUUACUAUGGGAUUCGUGUCAAGCCAGACUCUCCUCUUAAUCGACUACAAGAGGACAUGCAAUAUAUGGCUAUGAGGCAGCAACCCAUGCAGCAGAAACAAAGGUACAAGCCUAUGCAGAAAGUGGAUGGAGUUGCAGAUGGUUUCACAAGUGGUCAGCAGACCGGCACAUCUGUUGAACAAACUGUAAUUGCCCAAAGUCAGCAUCAUCAACAGUUUUUGGAUGCAUCUCGAGCACUUCCAGAGUUUGGAGAAGUUGAAAUCUCUUCUUUGCCAGAUGGUACUACUUUUGAGGAUAUUAAGUCAUUGCAGAGUCUCUAUCGAGAGCACUGUGAGGCAAUAUUAGAUGUUGUAGUGAACCUUCAGUUUAGCUUAAUAGAAAAAUUGUGGCAGACUUUCUGGCGUUAUUCUCCUUCAGCAACAACUGAUGGCACAACCAUUACUGAGCCAAGCAAUCUGAGUGAAAUAGAAAGUCGACUUCCGAAAGCAAAGCUGAUUACUCUGUGCAAAAAUGAGUCAAUUCUGAAAUGGAUGUGUAACUGUGACCAUGUGAUGUACCAGGCUUUGGUGGAGAUUCUCAUUCCUGACGUCCUUAGACCUAUUCCUAGUGCCUUGACCCAAGCCAUUCGCAAUUUUGCAAAAAGCCUUGAAGGUUGGCUUUCCAAUGCCAUGAACAAUAUUCCACAGAGAAUGAUUCAAACCAAGGUUGCCGCUGUAAGUGCCUUUGCUCAGACUCUGCGAAGAUACACAUCUCUCAAUCAUCUGGCUCAGGCAGCUCGUGCUGUGCUGCAGAACACUUCUCAGAUCAACCAGAUGCUUAGUGACCUCAACCGUGUUGAUUUUGCCAAUGUCCAGGAGCAGGCUUCCUGGGUGUGCCAGUGUGAUGACAAUAUGGUACAGAGGCUGGAAACAGAUUUCAAGAUGACUCUUCAGCAGCAGAGCACUCUGGAGCAGUGGGCUGCCUGGCUAGAUAACGUAAUGAUGCAAGCACUGAAACCCUAUGAAGGAAGGCCUAGUUUUCCUAAAGCAGCUCGACAAUUUCUGUUAAAGUGGUCUUUUUACAGUUCAAUGGUUAUUCGAGAUUUAACCUUGCGCAGUGCUGCUAGCUUUGGUUCUUUUCAUCUGAUCCGUCUAUUGUAUGAUGAAUACAUGUUUUACUUAGUUGAACAUCGUGUUGCUCAAGCCACAGGAGAGACACCUAUUGCAGUUAUGGGAGAGUUUGGUGACUUAAAUGCAAUAUCUCCUGGAAAUAUGGACAAAGAUGAAGGCAGUGAAGUUGACAGUGAAAUAGAUGAAGAAUUGGAUGAAGCUGGGGAGCCACAAGCAAAAAGAGAAAAGACUGAAAUUAGCCAGGCCUUUCAGGUGGGCUGCCUCCAGCCAGUCGUCAUGGAAAGUGGAGUACAGCAGAACCUCCUGAGCCCUCUUCACAAUGAGCACAUUGUUACAGCUACUCAAACUAUCAGACAGUGCAGUACUACUGGAAAUACAUAUACUGCAGUCUAACAAAAAUUAAAGCUCUUUUUUCCCCCAGAUUA